Molecule: messenger RNA, 1847 nt
Organism: Pteropus alecto (black flying fox)
Lineage: Eukaryota; Metazoa; Chordata; Mammalia; Chiroptera; Pteropodidae
Gene: LIN28A
Product: lin-28 homolog A
Exons: 4
Coding region: 109-723 (204 amino acids)
Molecular function (GO): zinc ion binding; nucleic acid binding
Source: RefSeq, a predicted model, not a curated record
GGGAAGAUGUAGCUGCCUCUUCUCCAAGCCACCCCUUUGCCUCCGGACUUCUCUAGGGCCAGCAGCCGCCUGACCUGGGGCCCGGGGCCGCGGGCUUAGCUGACUACCAUGGGCUCUGUGUCAAACCAGCAAUUUGCAGGUGGCUGCGCUAAGGCGCCGGAGGAGGCGCCGGAGGACGCGGCCCGGGCGGCAGAGGAGCCGCAGCUGCUGCACGGUGCCGGCAUCUGCAAGUGGUUCAACGUGCGCAUGGGGUUCGGCUUCCUGUCCAUGACCGCCCGCGCCGGGGUCGCGCUCGACCCCCCGGUGGACGUCUUUGUGCACCAGAGUAAGCUGCACAUGGAAGGCUUCAGGAGCCUGAAGGAGGGUGAGGCAGUGGAGUUCACCUUUAAGAAGUCCGCCAAGGGCCUGGAAUCUAUCCGAGUCACUGGCCCUGGAGGGGUGUUCUGUAUUGGGAGUGAGAGGCGGCCAAAAGGGAAGAACAUGCAGAAGCGUAGAUCAAAGGGAGACAGGUGCUACAACUGUGGAGGUCUAGAUCAUCAUGCCAAGGAAUGCAAGCUGCCACCCCAGCCCAAGAAGUGCCACUUCUGCCAGAGCAUCAGCCAUAUGGUGGCCUCGUGUCCACUGAAGGCCCAGCAGGCACCCAGCUCACAGGGAAAGCCAACCUACUUUCGGGAGGAAGAAGAGAUCCAUAGCCCUGCCCUGCUCCCGGAGGCCCAGAAUUGAGCCACAGUGGGUGGGGGAAGGGGGCUAGCCUUUUGUGAUCAGGAAGUUUCAAGGAGCAGGCAUCAAUCGGCAGAAUGGAGAAAGUGGGGACAGGGUGGGUAAGGGGCAGCUGGCACUGCCAUGUAUCUCAGGCCAGGGUCCACAGCAUCACUCCUUCUUCCCUCUUGGCAGGGGCAAAGGAGUGAAGCAAAAGAACUCCAACCAUGCUCUAUUCAAAUGCAUGUGAGGGAUUUGGGGGAGAUCCCUCCCCUGCAGUGCUUUGUCUGAGUCUCCAGACCCAGAAUCUCCAGCUUUUGAUAGUAAGCUGGAUAUAGGGAUGUUGUUUUCCUUUUAAAGAAGGAUAAGUAAUAUUUCCAAUGCCAGAGUGAAAAGAUAAAGCAUGAGACCAAACUGAUGGACCCAACCCACAAAUGACUACAUUCCAUGGGAGGGAAUCUCUCAGGGGUAAGGCAGGGUUUUUCCACAUCUUGUCAUCACAUAACCCACUCUUGGGAUAGGGUGCUGAGACUGUCCCAAGCAGUGAGUUGUGACGAUAGGCAAAAACAGUGGUUAGGGGAACGGCUGCAAACCUGCUGCUCCUAAGCUCACUUCCAACCCAUUCUGGGCCAAUACAAUUUUAUUUAUUUGGUCCCUUGGAUAACUGCACCUUGGGUCCCACUUUCUCCAGGAUGCCAACUGCACUAGCUGUGUGCGAAUGACGUAUCUUGUGCAUUUUAACUUUUUUUUCGUAAUAUAAAUAUUCUGGUUUUGUAUUUUUGUGUAUUUUAAUCUAAGACCCUCGUUCCUGCACUGUGUUCUCAGGUACAAGAGCAAUCUCAGGGAUAAGUGGACAGCAGCUCCGGGUCUGCACAGUAGGAAUAUUUUUUGUUGUUUUAUCACCAGGGAAAACAGCUAUUUGGAGUAUAUAGCCUAUUGAACUACCUCAUUUUUGCCAAUUAGAGCUGGCUUUUCUGCCAUAGUGUCCUCUUGAAACCCCUCUACUUUCAGUGUUUCGUGGAAGACUAGGUUGGCCCCAUGACUUGAUCUACUGGAAUAUUAGAAAUUAGUCUGAACAGGAAUGGGUGGUGCAGAGGUUAGGAGAGGCCGAGCCAGGUAAAAGGUGCAGAGGGGAAGCCAAGAUUAGG